AUGGGGAAAAACUUGUUCCGAUCAUCUCCUCCACCGGAGAAACAACCACCUCACCAAUCUCUAGCCGAGACAGCUGUACAAGAGUGUAUGAGAAGCAUCAACACCGUCAUAUCCAAAUGGACUUCCUCUUCCUCUUCUUCCUCCGACGACUUCUUAUUUUCCACCAAUAGUCGUCACGAAGCAGAGGAGUUCGUUGAAGCCGUUAAACAUUUACAGAGCACCAUGCACCGUUUAGUCACCGUUAACCCUUCCUCGGAGAAACUUGUGUACGCUCAGAAACUGAUGCAAUCCGCGAUGAAACUUCUCGAAUCCGAGUUUCGCCGCGUGUUGAAUACAAACCGUGAAUAUCUCGACCCUGAAAGCGUCUCUGUACGGUCAUACAGAUCAUCAAGAUUCAGCACUUCCACCACAACCAGUGUAUCCGAUUCUGAAGACGAAAGUUCCUACGAUGAAAACCCUGACGAUCACACCAGAGAUUCCGACGCAAUGGACGUUCUUAAAACGAUAGCAGACUGUAUGAUCUCUACAGGAUACGCCAAAGAAUGCGUCACGGUCUACAAAACCGUACGUAGAUCAAUAGUUAACGAGACGCUCCACAACUUGGCCGUGGAGCGUCUCACUCUGAAUCAGAUUCAGAAGAUGGACUGGGAGACACUCGAGUCCAAGAUCAAGUCGUGGCUACGAGCUGCGAAGUUAGCUGUCCGGUCUCUCUUUUUCGGCGAGAGGCUUCUCGCUGAUCAUGUCUUCUCCUCCUCCAUUCACAUAGUCGAAUCCUCCUUCACAGACAUCACGCAAGAAGGAGCGUUAACGCUCUUCACCUUCCCUGAAAACGCAACAAAAAUCAAGAAACUAUCACCAGAGAAGAUGUUCAGGUUUCUUGAUAUGUACGAAACGCUCUCGAGUCUCUACGUAGAGAUCGAAACGAUCUUCUACUUCGACUCGGCCGCCGUCGUCAGGUCUCAAGUGAUCAACUCCUUAGCGAAACUCGGAGAUUCCGUGAGGACAAUGAUGUCAGCGUUUGAAACAGCGAUUCAGAAAGAAACGUCUAAAACGCCAGUCACUGGCGGUGGCGUUCAUCCUCUCACGCGUUACGUCAUGAACUACCUCUCGUUCCUCGUCGAUUACAGCGAGUCCAUCGCUGUAAUCUUCGAGAACUGGCACUUAACAGUGCCGUCUCCCUUUCCGGGAGGAUCUUGCGACGAUGAUCCGGAGGAGUUCUACUCGGAAUCUCCGGUGUCCGCGCGGAUAGCGUGGGUGAUACUUCUCACGCUAUGCAAAAUCGACGGUAAAGCUCAACCCUAUAACGACGUCGCUUUGUCUUACCUCUUCCUCGCUAAUAAUCUCCAAUACGUCGUCGUAAAGGUCCGAGCGUCGUCUAGUUUGAAGCUUCUUCUUGGUGAGGGUUGGGUGGUGAGGCACGAGGAGAAGGUGAAGCAGUACGUGGAUAAGUUCCAGAAGCUCGCGUGGGGGAAAGUGCUGACGUCAUUACCGGAAUAUACGCCGGAGGAGAUGACGCAAGAGGAGACUGAAGAAUUGUUAGUCAGGUUCGAUGAUGAGUUCGAGGCGGCGUACAGGAAACAGGUAUCGUGGGUUAUACCCGACCCGAAACUUAGGGACUUGAUCAAAGUGUCAUUGAGUCAUAAACUAAUGGUGGUUUGUACCGAGUUGUGUGAGAUAAACCGGUUCGGUUUGGGAGGAGAUGCGUUUAAUGUCAGAUAUACCCCUGAAGAUAUAGGAAACUACUUGUCGGAUCUUUAUUUUGGAAGCCGAGGCUCAGGGACAGGAAGUGUCUCGACAAAAGGAUCCGGUUCUGGAACCGGUUCGUCGAAUACCGGUAAAUCUCGGGGUGGACGUAGCCAUUGAAUGAGAAUCACGUGAUGCAUGGUAGUAUCGUAUUAAUUUUUCUUUACCUGUAUAUAUAUGUUAAAUUAUUAUUGAUAUUGAAUUCUCCUUUUUUUAUCAUAUAGUAAUCAUUCGAAUUUUCUUGGAAAUUUGUGAUUAAUAAGGACAACAGAAAAUACGAUGAUUGUUUCUUA
Molecule: messenger RNA, 2036 nt
Organism: Eruca vesicaria subsp. sativa (arugula)
Lineage: Eukaryota; Viridiplantae; Streptophyta; Magnoliopsida; Brassicales; Brassicaceae
Source: the annotation of a GenBank genome assembly